AUGCAACUUCUGAAAUCGAUACUCCUUGUUGGAUUGAUAAUUGGAAUUGCGAAAGCAAUUCUCUUUGACGAUAGUGAUAGUAGCGAUGAAAGUCAUGAAUCUUAUUCCGGUGGAGGAAGAAGUCAUCAUCACAAUCAUCGUCCUCCAAGUUUGAGACCGCCGAGACCACCACGUCCACCUUCACCUUCACGCCCACAACGUCCACCUCCAUCCCGCCCGCAACGCCCACCUCCACCACGACAGCCAAGAUGUGAAGCUGGGUGGACACUUGUACAGAGGCAGAAUGGUGGAUGGUGUAUAAGAAUAUUCCAGGGAAUUACGAAUCAACCACAAUCAGAAGCAAUCUGCAAUCAAAAUGGAGCUCGUCUAUCAGCUGUGGAGAGUCAAAGAGAGCGGGAAAUAGUUCGAGACUUGGGUACCAAGUAUAUGACAACUACGUCUAACUGGAAACAAGGAUCAUUGAGACUCGGAAUGCAAAGAGCCAAUGUACAAAGUGCAUUUCUCCCUACUGAUCAGAAUGCAAGAGGAGUUGAUGGUAUUCGCUGGACCCCGAAUGAACCGAGACCAGGAGAAAGCAGAUGGGGUUACUAUAACUGUGUUCUGAUGUGGAUGAAGUUGCCGGGAGCUGGCGCAGUUGAGCAACGUCAGCAUGGAGAAAUGUUUGCAAAAGUAUGCCAUCAGACAUGGACUGGAGCAUUCAGGGCUUCGUUUGUGGUAAACGUUCUAUAUAACUUGCAAAAACUAUACAAAAAUAAAUAUUUUUUUAAUAUUUGCAAAUAA
Messenger RNA from Caenorhabditis elegans, 780 nucleotides. RefSeq names its product C-type lectin domain-containing protein (gene clec-156). Bases 1 to 780 code for a protein of 259 amino acids. The transcript has 4 exons. The record is from RefSeq and is marked reviewed. Lineage: Eukaryota; Metazoa; Nematoda; Chromadorea; Rhabditida; Rhabditidae.